Messenger RNA from Camellia sinensis, 2021 nucleotides. NCBI's taxonomy places the organism in Eukaryota, Viridiplantae, Streptophyta, Magnoliopsida, Ericales, Theaceae. The record is from RefSeq and is a predicted model, not a curated record.
AAGAAAAAAAACUUGUAGAGAUUUUCUCGGAAACCAAACAUGUCUUUCUACGUGGGUCUUUUUCUGGGUAUUUCAUUUGGUAUCGGAUUAAUAUUCGGUUUCGCUCGGUAUGAGAAAAUCAGAUCCAAGCGUCGCUCCGAUUUGGCAACAACUAUUGCCGCUUUCGCGCGUAUGACAGUUGAAGAUUCAAGAAAAAUUCUUCCACCUGAGUUCUACCCUUCUUGGGUUGUCUUUACUCAAAGACAGAAGUUAACUUGGCUUAAUGUUCAACUUAAAAAAAUAUGGCCAUAUGUAAAUGAGGCAGCAUCAGAGCUAAUUCGAAGUUCUGCUGAGCCAAUUCUCGAACAAUAUAGAUCAGUUAUCUUAUCAUCUCUCAAGUUUUCAAAGUUGACUCUUGGUACUGUGGCUCCACAAUUUACAGGGGUUUCAAUUAUUGAAGGUGAUGCUAAGGGAAUCACGAUGGAAUUGGAAAUGGAAUGGGAUGGAAACCCUAGUAUCAUACUUGAUGUUAAAACUAGAGUCGGCAUUGGAUUACCUAUACAGGUCAAAAAUAUUGGAUUCACGGGAGUUUUCAGAUUAAUUUUCAAACCACUAGUUAACGAGUUUCCGUGUUUUGGGGCUAUUUGUUAUUCUUUGAUGGAAAAGAAAAACAUGGACUUUACACUCAAAGUUGUAGGUGGGGAAUUAUCAGCAAUUCCUGGAAUUUCUGAUGCUAUUGAGGACACGAUACGAAAUGCUAUUGAAGAUUCCAUUACUUGGCCAGUUCGGAAAAUUAUACCCAUCUUACCGGGGGAUUACAGUGACCUAGAAUUGAAGCCUGUUGGAACAUUAGAGGUGAAGCUGGUACAAGGAAAGGGGUUAUCUAACAAAGAUAUCAUCGGGAAAUCUGAUCCUUAUGCUGUGUUAUUCAUACGCCCACUGCCCGACAAAAUGAAAACUAGCAAAAUAAUUAGCAACCAAUUGAAUCCAAUCUGGAAUGAACACUUUGAGUUCAUUGUUGAAGAUGCAUCGACCCAACACUUGACAGUAAGAGUUUUUGAUGAUGAAGGGCUUCAGCCUUCUGAAUUCAUUGGUUGUGCUCAAAUCGCACUGAAGGAUCUUGAACCUGGUAAGGUCAAGGACGUGUGGUUGAAACUGGUCAAGGAUUUGGUGGUUCAGAGGGAUACUAAAGACAGAGGUCAGGUGCACUUGGAGCUUUUAUAUUGCCCUUUCGGCACAGAGAGUGCAUUUAGAAAUCCUUUUAACCCCGAUUUCCAGUUGACUGAACUGGAAAAAAUUCUUAAAACAGGAAUUGAUCAAACAGAAGCUGCUGAUAUUGCAAAAUCUGGAGUUCAGAAGAAAAGGAAUGUAAUCCUUAGAGGAGUUCUUUCUGUGACAGUAAUAUCUGCUGAAAACUUGCCAUCUGUUGAUAUAAUGGGAAAAUCGGAUCCAUAUGUUGUACUUAUAAUGAAGAAAUCCGAACAGAAAAGCAAAACUCGGGUUUUAAUUAACACCUUGAAUCCAGUUUGGAACCAAACAUUCGACUUUGUAGUUGAGGACGGGUUACAUGAUUUACUAAUUUUGGAAGUUUGGGAUCACGACACGUUUGGGAAGGAUAAGAUGGGGGAAUGCAUCAUGACACUCACUCGGGUCAUAUUAGAAGGGGAAUUCACAGACACGUUCACCAUAGAUGGGACUAAAUCAGGAAAGCUACAUUUGCAUCUCAAGUGGACUGCACAGCCAAUACUCCGCGAUUCUGAAUGAAUUAGAUAUCCCAAAAGGGUAAUCUUCUUGGUAACAAAAUCUGUAUUAUAAGUUUUAUAUGAGUUCUUGAGAUGAUGAUGAGCUUGUUCAAGUCCCUUAAUGGAAUGGGAAUUGAUUUAAUGGUAAGGCAAAUUUAGAGGGAAUACAAAGUUACAUAUUGAUUUGACGUGCAAAGAGAGAGAUACAUGCUUUUGUAGAUAAUAGUAAUUCAAUAGGAAUUUUAUUUUAUAUGUAAUUUCUCAAGAAAAUUAUGUAUUUAUGAGCUUCUUCUUACUUCA